UCGACAACGACGACACCUUCAAUUCUAGACAUGGCCACCACGACAGAGGAAGAACGAGCUGUGGAACUCGCCAACAAAGCCACUGAGUUCGUCAGUUCCGGCAAAUUGUCGGAUGCGGCAAGGUUGUUGCGUGAAGCGACUACAAUUGCACCCGAAAGUACACUAAUUAAAGCUGGAUGGGUGGCUCUCAAGAAAGAGGAGGCAAGGUCACCGUUGAUUGGAAUAUGUAAAGACUGGAUCAGGAGCCAGGAUGAUGCGGAUGGAGCGAAGGCACUAAGAUUCAUCAGAGGCCAGAGCUUGAGUAAUCAGAAUGCGGAGGAGGCAAUGAAGAUCUUAAUGGAGGCUAAAGUUGAAGAUGAUCUCUUGGAUCAGGUUACGGGAGAGCUUUUAGGAAAACAAGGCGCGCAGAUGUGGCUGGCGAGGGCGUUGCAGGAACGGCCGACUGAGACGUAUUAUCAACUUUUCGAACGCGGAGACGAUAGUCUAGACGGCUUGCUGAGAGUCCUACUAAAGCGUUCGGCGUGGCCUUCGGAUGCAACGUUUAUCCAAGGGCAUAGGGAUUGCUUUAUGCUUUCUCUGGCCAUGAUGAUGGAGGAAGCACUCGAGCACCCAGAACGCGCAAUGAAAGGCAUCGCUACUCUUCUCGCCGCUCAUGCGGAGCACCUCAAGGGCAUCAUCGAUGCAGAUAGCUUCGAUGUCAUCCUCGUAUCCCUGGAUCUCCGACUUCCAAACAGCCUCCGAAGCCAAGCUACUCUCGCUACAGUCAAACUUCUCGAGCUCGCACCCGAUACGGCACAGAACCUCAUCUCAAAGUUCGUUACCUCCCGAGUGCAGCGUCCGACGGCCGAUGGUCUCAUUGUCGCUUUCUCCACCGCGACCGCCAUUUUCCCGAUCACAGUAUCCGUGGCGUCUGCACUAUUCCUUACAGAGGGUUUCAUCAGUAGUCUCGUUCCUCUCGUUCAAAGCAAGAAGAGCCAGAAACUCGAACAGGCAUCAUUAGAACUCAUUUCCGCCGCUUGCGUUGACAAAACCUGCCGGGAGGCUAUAAAUCGCCACUGCAGACUCUGGCUGGAAGACAUUGUAGCUGCCGCCAUGGAUAAAAAGCGCGCGAACCUUGCGGCUCUCAUUCUUGUAAAGUUAGGUGAUGAGCCUACAUCAUCCAUUCCACAAAUUAUACAGCCUAACAAGGUUGACCAAGACGAUCUCAUCACACGCUUCAAAUCCAUGGUCCUCGACUCCUCGCCCGCCUCUAAACAAGACUCCGUUGAAGGUCUCGCAUAUGCUUCCCUGCAACCGAAAGUCCGCGAAGCGCUUGCGAAUGAUCAUGUGUUCCUUCUCCGGCUCAUCGAAACAAUGGCUACCUUUGACUGCCCAAAACCUGUCCUCUUUGGCGGUCUCACAAUUUUUGUUAAUCUAACUACCUAUCUCCCUGUACAAUCCGAGGAGGAAAAGCGCAUGAGUCAACUCAAAGCCUAUGCCAACACCCAAAAGCCUUUGGAACCAGAUCCGCUAGAGGACGAGAGCUACGUAACAGCACGGUGCAAGAAGGUCCUCGGCGUCGGUAUUGUGCCCUUGCUCGUCAAGACGUCCAAGCGUGCAUCACCUUCCGUGCUUUCCCAAAUGUUACAAAUCCUUCUCUCACUAAGCAAGGAGAAGGAACAUAGGGGUCCAAUAGCCCAGCAAGGCGCUAUCAAACUUCUCCUCCAAAUCUGGGAUCACAUCCACGCUGAGGAGCACCCACAUGCAUCUUCCUACACCCCGCUCGCGCGGUCCGCAGCCGCACAAUCUUUGGCCAGAAUCCUCAUAUCUAUUAACCCUGCGCACGUCUUCAGCACUGCAUCCGCAGUUCCCAGUACAUCCGCCAUUCGUCCCUUACUCUUCUUACUCCAGCCCAGCGAAUCCUCAACCUGGCAACUACACGCUUUCGAGGCCCUCCUCGCUCUCACAAAUCUCGCAUCCAUGGAUACGGAAAGUCAAAACGCAAUUCUCCGUCUCGCUUUCCAAACAAUCGCGGACGAUCUCCUCUUGUCUCCCAGCAAGAUGCUGCGCCGCGCCUCCACGGAGCUUAUCUGCAACCUAAUGGCCUCUCCUUCGUGCGUUGAGAAGUUUGCUAAUGGCUCAAAGCAAAGUCGGCAGCGCCUCCACAUUCUACUCGCAAUGACAGACGUUGAUGACACGGCCACGCGGUCUGCGGCCGGCGGGGCACUGGCUAUGAUGCUGAAUUGGGAUUUAGGGGUCAAGGAGGUAUUGCGACAGGAGCGGGGCAUAGAUUUCUUACUAGGUUUGUGCAAGGACGAAAGCGAAGAUGUAAGACACAGAGGCGUGGUGUGUGUGAGAAGUGUUGUUGCUGCGCCGGGGGAAGUAGGGGUCCAAGGGGUAACGACUCUCAAGGAGAAAAAUGGAGUAGAGGUUUUUAAAGAGGUUUUAAAGAGUAGUAGGAGACAGGAGGUUGUGGGAUUGGCGGUGGAGACACUUAGAAUUCUUUUGGGAUGAGGAGCAGACGGGAGGCAAAGCAUAGAGAGAGGAACAGGAGGGAGUUAGCGUGUUCUCGGUUGGAUGGCUGGGAUUAGAUUGAUACAUGAUUGGCCAUAGUGAGGACUCUCUUUCCAGGAAUGGGUUCUGGGCUUUUCAUGACUAUGCUUUACUACGAAUUAAUGAGGGGUUUUUGCCAUGCCACCCUUCAUAGUGAAUCAACUUAUCCGCCAAUUAUAAUUAGGCGACCUUGGGACA
Molecule: messenger RNA, 2730 nt
Organism: Lindgomyces ingoldianus
Lineage: Eukaryota; Fungi; Ascomycota; Dothideomycetes; Pleosporales; Lindgomycetaceae
Product: CRO1 protein
Exons: 1
Coding region: 31-2493 (820 amino acids)
Source: RefSeq, a predicted model, not a curated record